Messenger RNA from Phoenix dactylifera (date palm), 3792 nucleotides. RefSeq names its product phytosylfokine-alpha receptor 2 (gene PSKR2). Lineage: Eukaryota; Viridiplantae; Streptophyta; Magnoliopsida; Arecales; Arecaceae. The record is from RefSeq and is a predicted model, not a curated record. Gene Ontology annotation, biological process: protein phosphorylation. Gene Ontology annotation, molecular function: protein binding; protein kinase activity; ATP binding.
UUUCCUCCCCCCCCUCCAUCUCUCCUAAGAUUUGAAGCUUCUUCUCCUUCCGUUCGGCCUCCGCUGAUCCUCUCCGCUUUCCCAUUUAAUAUCUCGGAAACAGCGCCUGCCCGCAUUACUAAAAGCUCCAACCUGUGGACGAAGCGCCCAUGUUCCGAUCUCUGGAGGGAGUCAUCCUUUGAAAGGAGAGAAAAAGAGAGGAGCAGAAAGAAGGGGAGAAAUGGUGGCAUGGAAGGUGGGCAGUGCUGGGUCCACAGGGAACUCUUGCUUCGCCCACAAGCCGGUGACCUCCCCCCUCUCCCUUUGAUCCCGGAGUCCUCUUGGGAAUGUGGGUCUCCCCCAGCUCCCCUUUUGACCACCACCCUCUCCCAUCUCCCACAUGCAUGAGCCUUAUCCUUUUUGGUUUUUAGAUCUUCUGGUUCGUCUCUCUGGCCAAGGGCCACAUCCAGAUGGGCUCCUCCUCCUCCUCCUCCUCCUCCUCCUCCUCCUCCUUUUCCUUCUUGAAAUGGUGGGCGUUCAUGGUUUGUUUGAUGUGGUCUUCUCCCUUCCUCGGCGCCGCGGCCCCAGCCUGCAACCAAGACGACCACCGAGCCCUGAGGGAAUUCGCCGCCAACUUUGCGGGUGGCUCCGUACUCGCAGGUUGGUCCGACGCCGAGACCUGCUGCAGCUGGGAGGGCAUCGUCUGCUCUCGCAGCAGCAACCGAUCCUCCUCCGGUCCCGAGAGAGUCGCCGGGCUGCUCCUCCCCGGCCGCGGCCUCGAGGGGACCAUCUCCGGCUCUCUCGGCAAGUUGGACCAGCUUCGGCGCCUCGACCUCUCCCGCAACCUCCUCAGGGGUGGCAUCCCCGAGGAGCUCUCCAAUCUGAGCCUGCUUGAGCUUCUUGACUUCGGCUACAAUGAGCUGUCGGGGUCCAUCACUCCGGUCCGUGGCAUGGCGGGCCUCAGGAUGGCGAACCUGUCUUCCAAUUCCUUCAAUGGGUCUCUGUUUGAUCUCGGGGCAUUGCCUCAUCUCUCCUACUUCAACAUCAGCAACAAUUCCCUGGCGGGGCGGAUCGGUCCCGAUAUCUGCAUUGGCUCCCAGGCGAUUCGGGUUCUGGACUUGUCGUCGAAUCUCUUCUCGGGGCCGCUCCCCGGAGGCGGCGCUCUCGACUGCAACGCAACCUUGCAAGUGCUGUACCUCGGCUCCAACUCUUUCGCAGGUGAUCUCCCUGACUCCCUCUUCGAUUUGGUCUCGCUGGAGAGGCUGUCGCUGUCCUCCAACGACUUCUCUGGUAGAUUGAGCUCGAGGCUGAGCAAGCUUUCGAGCCUUAGAACGUUGAUCCUUUCGGUGAACCGGUUCUCCGGUCGCCUUCCCAAUGUGUUUGGGAACCUUACAAUGCUCGAGCAGCUCAUCGCCGCCUCCAAUUCCUUCUCCGGAAUGCUCCCUCGUUCCUUAGCCCAUUGCUCGAUGCUUCGAGAUCUUGAUCUUAGGAACAACUCCUUUACUGGUUCUAUCGAUCUGAACUUCACCGGUAUGCCGCAUCUUUCUUGUCUUGACCUCGCAACCAAUCACUUCAAGGGUUCUCUCCCGACCAGCCUAUCCAAUUGCCGACAAUUGAGAACUCUGAGUCUUGCCAAGAAUGGCCUGUCGGGUCAAAUCCCUGAGGAGUUCGGGAAUCUCGCGUCCCUUUCUUUGCUCUCCUUAUCCAACAAUAGCUUUCAUAACAUAUCCGGGGCGUUGACCAUUCUCCAGCGGUGCAAGAACUUGACCACACUUAUCCUCACCAAGAAUUUUCUUGGAGAAGAGGUUCCUAGGAUCUCCAAUGGGUUCGAGAACCUGGCGGUCCUCGCACUCGGAAACUGCGCUCUCAGAGGUCAAAUUCCUCAGUGGUUGGUGGACUGUAAGAAAUUGCAGGUCUUGGAUUUGUCGUGGAACCACUUGAAUGGCACUAUUCCCGCUUGGAUUGGGCAGCUGGACGAUCUAAUAUACCUGGACAUCUCGAACAAUUCCCUGAGUGGCGAGAUUCCGAAGAGUUUGACCCAGCUGAAGAGCCUUGUUCUCACUAACAGCUCGGUGAAUGGGAGCUCGCUGGGUAUGCCGUUGUAUGUUAAACGCAACCAAAGCAUCCAUGGCCUGCAGUACAAUCAAGUUUCGAGCUUUCCUCCAUCUUUGUGUGUGAACGACAAUGGGAUUAAUGGGUCGAUUUGGCCUGAGUUUGGGCAGUUGAAGGCGCUCCAUGUCUUGGAUUUGAGCAAUAACGACAUCACCGGAAGCAUUCCUGACACCCUUUCUGAGAUGGAGAACUUGGAGGUGCUGGACCUGUCGUGGAACGGGCUUAAUGGAUCGAUUCCUGCAUCUCUGAGUAAGCUCACAUUCCUAUCGAAGUUCAGUGUGGCUCAUAACCACUUGCAGGGAGAGAUCCCGGCUGGGGGGCAGUUCUUCACCUUCUCUAACUCAAGUUUUGAGGGCAAUCCAGGAUUGUGCAGGGGCACAGGUUCUUGUAAAAAAAAUGGAGUCAUGGGGCAAAGUCCUGAAAUUCCAUCGAGCGCGGGCAAUAAGAUUGGAAGGAGUAGCAUACUUGGAAUUACCAUCAGUAUUGGGGUGGGGAUUGCAUUUCUUUUGGCUGUUGUGCUGCUUAAUAUGUCAAGGAAGGAGGUGGGAGAUGCAGAAGAUGAAGAGGAUUUUGAAGAGAGGACGCACAGAUUAUCUGACUCGGGUUCAAAGUUGGUAUUUUUCUUUCAAAAUUCUGACUCCAAGGAGCUAACCAUCAGCGACCUUCUGAAAUCCACAAACAACUUUGACCAAGCAAAUAUCAUCGGGUGCGGGGGGUUCGGCCUGGUGUACAAGGCAUAUCUUCCUGAUGGAACGAAAGCUGCAAUUAAGAGGCUUUCUGGUGACUGCGGGCAGAUGGAGCGAGAAUUCCAUGCAGAGGUGGAAGCCCUCUCGAGAGCCCAGCAUAAGAACCUUGUUUUGCUGAAAGGGUACUGCAGAUAUGGUAAUGAUCGGUUGCUGAUAUAUUCGUAUAUGGAGAAUGGAAGUCUGGAUUACUGGCUACAUGAGAUGGUGGAUGGUGGGUCUCUGCUAAGGUGGGAGUCGAGGCUGAAGAUAGCUCAGGGAUCAGCAAGGGGAUUGGCGUACUUGCACAAAGUCUGCGAGCCCAACAUUAUCCACCGAGAUGUGAAGUCAAGCAACAUUCUGCUGGAUGAAAAAUUCGAAGCCCAUUUGGCUGAUUUCGGUCUGUCAAGGCUGAUUCGGCCAUACGACACUCAUGUGACCACCGAUCUUGUAGGAACUCUGGGAUACAUUCCCCCCGAGUACAGCCAGACAUUGACGGCCACUCUGAAGGGGGAUGUUUUCAGCUUUGGGGUUGUUCUGUUGGAGCUUCUUACCGGUAGAAGGCCUGUGGAUGUGUGCAAGGCUAAAGGGUGCAGGGACCUGGUAACAUGGGUGCUUCAGAUGAAGUCUGAGAAGAAGGAAGAGCUGGUAUUCGAUGCUGCAAUUUGGAAUAAGGCCUAUGAAAAGCAGCUUCUGAUGGUUCUUGAGACUGCAUGCAAAUGCAUCAGCCCAGAUCCACGGCACAGGCCCUCAAUCGAGCAUGUUGUUUCAUGGCUCGACAGAGUUGGAUCUGAUGCCUGAUUCUCUAAAUUUGUCAUCUUUUUCUUAUAAUAUAGUUUCUGUACGAUCUUCAAGAGAAUGACUUAGAAGUGGUUUGAGUCCAAUUUUGGAGAAAAACAUGUAAAUAAGUGUGCUUCUUUUAGUUUCUGUUAGACAAGAGAGCAAAAUAUAUUUUUAACUCCGGCCUUUUUCAUUUCAU